UCCAAAUAAAAAAUCGUGAAAUUCUCCAUCUACCAAAAUAACAUUCAGAAUCUGAAUUUCAGAUCUCACUUCACUUGUUUGAGAAACAAAAACACAACAUUGAAUUACCACCCUAACAUUUGCUACGAUCGGAACAAAGAACGAGUAGCCAUCCGCCGCCACCGAUCUGCGCCGCUUGCACCAUGGUCACCGCACUGAAUUAGGAGAGACACUUCAUUCUCACUAGGGUUCAGUCAGUGGGUUUCGCAAUCUCAUUCCGCCAAACUACUUUGUUUUUUCUUUUCCUUUGGAAAUGGCAGCAGCAAUUUACAGUCUUUAUAUCAUCAACAAGUCCGGCGGGUUGAUCUACUAUAAGGAUUAUGGGUCUGCCGGACGAAUGGAUACCAAUGACAGUUUGAGGGUGGCAAGUUUAUGGCAUUCAAUGCAUGCGAUCUCUCAGCAAUUGUCACCUGUUUCAGGUUGUUCAGGAAUUGAACUUCUCCAAGCAGACACAUUUGAUCUUCAUUGCUAUCAAUCACUGACAGGGACGAAGUUUUUUGUGGUCUGUGAACCUGGAACUCAACACAUGGAAAGUUUAUUGAAAUAUAUAUAUGAAUUGUACACUGAUUAUGUUUUGAAGAAUCCUUUCUAUGAGAUGGAGAUGCCCAUUCGCUGCGAGCUCUUUGACAUCAACCUAACACAGGCAGUGCAAAAGGACCGUGUUGCAUUUUUGGGGCGCUGAGUUUGAUUUGAUUUGAUCCUAUUUUCUUGUCCUUCAAUUUCUAUAUUCUGAUGUGUACAUAAUCUAACAAGUUUCAAACUUUCAAUUCAAUUGCUUGUGAGGUACUUCAUUCUUCUACAAUGACUAGCAUCUGUAUUUGGUUUUUUUUCAGCAAACUAAGCGUGUAUGGGUAACAAAAAUAUGUUGUUUCA
Arachis stenosperma is the source of this 912-nucleotide messenger RNA. RefSeq lists its product as uncharacterized. The record is from RefSeq and is a predicted model, not a curated record. Gene Ontology annotation, biological process: endoplasmic reticulum to Golgi vesicle-mediated transport. Bases 293 to 721 code for a protein of 142 amino acids. NCBI's taxonomy places the organism in Eukaryota, Viridiplantae, Streptophyta, Magnoliopsida, Fabales, Fabaceae. The transcript is spliced from 4 exons. Gene Ontology annotation, cellular component: TRAPP complex.